AAUAUUUUUCUUGUUAAAAAAAUCAGUUUGGCGUUUUGAACCCCAUCCCUAUUUUUACUCUCCCGUUGCCGCUAUGAAUAGAAGCCACUAAAAUUAAACCCUCCGCAUCCUCCCAGGCGAGCUCCACUUCAACGCCGUGCGCCGCCGUCUUCCUCCGCAGCAGGCACCCAACGACGAUGAGGCUCUUGACUCACAACAUGCUAUCUUCGAAUAUAAAGGGGGUGACUAACGGCUUUCCUCUUCGGAUCGAGGUAGAGAAGGCCAUGGAGAAAUCGGUGGAUUUCAACGGCGAGUUCAUCAGGAGUCUCUUCCCGAAGAUCGAUUGGGCGGCGCUGGUCGAAGCUUCGAGAAGCUUGGGCUACGCGGAGCUGCCGGAAAGUGCCGACGCCGCUGCUUCCAUGCUUGAAUCGGAGGAGUUUCUCCAGAAGGUACACCAUGCGCUCCUCGAGAUUCAUCUCGAAGAGGGGGCUCUGGUUUGCCCGGAAACUGGCCGGAAAUUUCCUGUGAGUAAGGGGAUUCCCAACAUGCUUCUUCACGAGGACGAGGUCUAAUUUCGAUCUUAUGAAUGCUUUUGGAUUGGGAUUUAGUGGCCUGAGUUAGGGUUUAUGGCCGUUUAUUAUGGAAUGUUUUCAUGGAAUUGAUCAAUUGAGUAUGCAACUGAAAUCAAUUUGCUUUUUUGUGUUAAUCUCUUUCUGAUCUUGAUUGAAGCUUAAAAUUACUCUGUGUGGAAGACGAUUAACAGAUUAUAAGAGACCAAAUCUCAAAUAUGCAGAUUGCCCAGUGCCCUAACUGAACUGCUUCAUAAAAAAAGACUGAACCUUUAU
Cuscuta campestris is the source of this 824-nucleotide messenger RNA. The record is from the annotation of a GenBank genome assembly. NCBI's taxonomy places the organism in Eukaryota, Viridiplantae, Streptophyta, Magnoliopsida, Solanales, Convolvulaceae.